CAACACUGAGAACAAUAGCAAGUUGCUCGACCACGAGGGUGGGAGAAGAAUAUUGUAUUCUAGGCGCAAGCUGUGAUCUAUUAAUUAAAUUUUAUAUCGUAUAUUAAAUUUAUUGUAUACAAAAUGACUACUCUCGGAACUAUAACGUUUGAUGAAUAUGGUCGACCAUUCAUUAUCUUGAAAGAUCAAGAUAAAAAGAAAAGAUUGACGGGAAUAGAAGCUCUUAAGUCCCAUAUUUUGGCUGGUCGAAGUGUUGCAGGAACACUUAGAACUUCCCUUGGUCCUAAAGGUCUUGAUAAAAUGAUGGUUUCAUGUGAUGGUGACGUAACAGUUACUAAUGAUGGCGCUACAAUUUUGAAAAUGAUGGACGUUGAACAUCAGAUAGCUAAACUCAUGGUACAGCUAUCUCAAUCACAGGAUGAUGAAAUAGGAGAUGGCACUACAGGUGUAGUUGUACUUGCAGGUGCCUUGUUAGAGCAGGCUGAGCAGUUAUUGGAUAGGGGCAUUCAUCCAAUUAGAAUAGCAGAUGGUUUUGAAAUGGCUGCAAGAUUUGCUAUGGAUCACUUAGAAAAAAUCAGUGACAGUUUUACUGUUGACUUAAAUAAUUUAGAACCUUUGAUUGAAACAGCAAUGACUACACUUGGUUCUAAAAUUGUAAAUCGUUGUCUUCGUCAAUUUGCUGAAAUUGCAGUAAAAGCAGUCAUGGCUGUUGCAGAUUUGGAGCGUAGAGAUGUAGAUUUUGAAUUAAUUAAAGUAGAAGGAAAAGAAGGUGGGAAAUUAGAUGAUACAACUUUGGUUCAUGGAGUUAUUGUAGAUAAAGAUUUCAGCCAUCCACAAAUGCCUAAGGAAUUGAAAGAUGUAAAACUUGCAAUUUUGACUUGUCCCUUUGAACCUCCAAAACCCAAAACCAAACAUAAGUUGGAUGUCACUUCUGUUGAAGAUUAUCGUUUAUUGAGAAAAUAUGAACAAGAGAAAUUUGAAGAAAUGGUUGAUCAGGUUAAAAAUACAGGUGCUAAUUUGGCUAUAUGUCAGUGGGGAUUUGAUGAUGAAGCUAAUCAUCUGCUACUUCAGAAAGAACUGCCUGCUGUCCGUUGGGUUGGAGGACCUGAAAUUGAGUUAAUAGCAAUUGCAACAGGAGGAAGAAUUGUUCCUCGUUUUAGUGAGUUGACUCCUGAUAAGUUAGGAAAAGCAGGAAGAGUCAGAGAAUUGACUUUUGGAACUACAAAAGAUCGAAUGUUGGUGAUUGAAGAAUGUCAAAAUUCUCGUGCUGUGACUAUUUUUAUUCGUGGUGGGAAUAAAAUGAUUGUAGAAGAAGCAAAGAGAAGCCUUCAUGAUGCACUUUGUGUAAUAAGAAAUUUAGUGAAGGAUAACCAUAUUGUUUAUGGUGGAGGGGCUGCUGAAAUAGCUUGUGCCUUAGCUGUUAGUCAAGAGGCAGAUAAAAUAUCAACUUUGGAACAGUAUGCAUUUAGAGCAUUUGCUGAUGCAUUAGAAAGUAUACCUUUGGCCUUAGCAGAAAAUAGUGGGCAAGCCCCAAUUCAGACAUUAACUGAAGUUCAAGCUAGACAAAUAAAGGAAAAUAAUCCUUGGUUAGGAAUAGACUGUCUGAAUAAGGGAACAAAUGACAUGAAAGAGCAGCAUGUCAUUGAGACUUUGACAAGUAAAAAACAACAAAUCAGUUUGGCUACCCAACUAGUGAAGAUGAUUCUCAAAAUAGAUGACAUUCGUUCACCUGAUAAUUCGCCAUUCUAAUUUUUGUAAAUCUCUAGGCAUUUUGCUAUUCUUUGUUUAUUUUAAAAUCACUAUAUUGGAAUUAAUGUUUCUUUUUUAAAAGACAAAGCUUAUAACAGGUUAAAUGUGCAAAUUAAUUUAUAUAUUUUGGUUUAAAAAAAUAUAUAAAAAAGAAACUUGUUUUUAUAUGAUUUAUAUAAUGUACUUGUUCCUUUCAGUUAUAUAAAUCUGUUGCUUAAAUAAUUCAGUGAGUGAAACAGCAUUUGUUAAUAAUCCAUUUUUAACUUGGAUUUCAAUAGAAAAUGGCAAUAUAAAUGAAUCAGUUAAUAAAGUGUAUCACAGAAUCAAAACACAA
Centruroides sculpturatus (bark scorpion) is the source of this 2083-nucleotide messenger RNA. It is a transcript of the gene CCT5, whose product is annotated as T-complex protein 1 subunit epsilon-like. Gene Ontology annotation, cellular component: chaperonin-containing T-complex. Gene Ontology annotation, biological process: protein folding. Lineage: Eukaryota; Metazoa; Arthropoda; Arachnida; Scorpiones; Buthidae. The transcript has 11 exons. The coding region runs from base 124 to 1749 and encodes 541 amino acids. The record is from RefSeq and is a predicted model, not a curated record. Gene Ontology annotation, molecular function: ATP binding; ATP hydrolysis activity; ATP-dependent protein folding chaperone.